AUGAAGCCAUUUCCUAGGAAAUUUCCCUUUUUUUUCGCCAUUUCCACGCUUUUUCUGAUCCUCCUUAAGUAUGGCUUUGUUAAGGGACUCUACGAAACGAAGGCGUACCCACUCAUUCACCUAAUGACAAACAGGAAUACAUAUGUUGGGUCUAGCAAUUAUAUGAUUAAGAGCAAUUUGAUUAAUAUACUCACCCUUUACAAAGAUGUCAAAAUUGAAGCAGACAAUUCCACCAUAGAUGAUCUACUAGACGUGGAUGAUGAAACAAAAAUUGAAAGGAUCGUGGAGGAAAAAAUGCAGAUCAUCAGUAAGCAUGUGAGUUCACGACAGCUUCUUAAAUAUUCUGGAGUUAUCUACUUGUACGAAAUUGUGCAUGGGAACAAUUUUUAUUUUUUACUGCACUUUAUUUUAAGAAAUAAUAACAAUGGCGUUGUGAUAGUGGUACCGGAGGGGUUGCAUAUAGACAGGGAGGAGUACCUUAAAGUUAACAGUGCAGCUUUCAAAACUAGCAGCACCACCGAUGGUGGAAGUAUUAACCUCAUCAGCGAUGAUCUGCUGGAAAAGCGAAUCCUGUUCAUCCAAAAGUUCCUUCUAAAUUUUAAACUAAAUCAACCGGUCUAUUUCGUAAAAAACAACAAAGAGGUGGAGCGCAUUUACCAAAACUACAAGGGAAAGUUUGGCUUUUUCGACUUAACGAGAAAUGUGAGCAUCAUGCCACUGUCGAAAAAUCAAUACAGAAACAAAAUCAGUGCGAAGAACAUCUUUUAUUUUCUAAGUAAGGAUAAUAUUCACAUAAACUCUGUGUUUAAUAAGAUCAAGAAUAGUGAAACCUUUCUCUUUACUAAAAGGAAAACAAUUGUCAUUGCAGUUGAUUACAACGUAUUUAGCAUUCUAAGUUCGCACCCAUCCCAUAGCACUGCGACAAAUACCCAGAUAAUUGCCAUGACAGAGUUAAUAAAAUUAUUUUUCUAUGUUUACAAGAACGAGGACAUCAACUACAACAUUCUAUUCUUAUUCACCAACUACUAUUUUGGCAUUGAUCAUUUUUUCGAUUCGAUGAAUAUCAUAUUUAGGGAAAGCAUCGAAUUCGUUUUAACACUGGAAAGUCUUAAUGAUAUGAAUAUCUUCUUUCACCAAAGUAAGAAGAUACCAUCGGAGCAUGUGAUGCGUUUUUAUAAUAUACUAAAAGGAGUGGUGAUGAAAAAUCUGCAAAAGGAAAUUCAAUUGAGAAAAGAAAAAAUAAAAACCCAUAGCAAACAUCUGCCAAGGUUGCAUGAAUAUUUCGAAUUAAAAAAUAUAGAUAGCAUUACGUUAAGCGCAAAAGAGCUGAACUUAAGCUUUAUUCACAAGACACCCUUGAUAGAGCAGAAGAUAAAACCAAAUGACGUGUUAACCCAUAUCAGAAAUAUAUUCGAGGCGUUGUAUGUCUAUGUAAAAUCGGCCAAGGGGGAAAGCUCAAAUGAUAAGGAUGUGCGCAAUGAUAAUGGUGUGCACAAUGAUAAUGAUGUGCUUAAGUACACCAACCAGAUGAUAGGCACUGAGGAAUUUAUCCACCUAAAUGAAAACCUUAACAAAUUUAUGAAGUUUUUUGUGUACCAAGAGGAGGUGGAGAAGUUCAUUAAUCAUGUGAAGAUGACUGUCGAUCCGUUUAUCACCGACUCGAAUUUUCUCAUUAUGGAUUAUAAAAUCCCACACGAUAAGAAGCAGAAAUAUUUUUAUCAGAAGAGUGCCAUCAUUACCUUUUCUAUGGCCAUUUCUUACAUUUUUCACUAUCUUCAUUUUUUGGUAGUCGCCCUCUUCUUAGCACUUGUCUACAUUUUUGUGAAUUUCCACGUGGUCCCCUCGUUUUACAAAGCGAAGGUUGCGUAG
Messenger RNA from Plasmodium knowlesi strain H, 1869 nucleotides. Its product is annotated as conserved Plasmodium protein, unknown function. The transcript has a single exon. Bases 1 to 1869 code for a protein of 622 amino acids. NCBI's taxonomy places the organism in Eukaryota, Apicomplexa, Aconoidasida, Haemosporida, Plasmodiidae. Gene Ontology annotation, cellular component: endoplasmic reticulum membrane. Gene Ontology annotation, biological process: regulation of signal transduction. The record is from RefSeq and is a predicted model, not a curated record.